GAUCGUUGCAGCAAGUGCUCAAGACAUGCAACGAGUGGAGGAGAUCGGAGAAAGCAAGGAAACAAUUAAAGAACCAGAUGAAGCUGGAUUAACAGUAACGAAAGACACAGUUGAAGAGCUAGAAAUCUCAACAUACAUCCAACCUUCAACAACAAAGUCUGAAAAUGUAGAGACUGACAGAUCAAUCCCAGCAGAUACUGAUUCUCAAUCCAAUGAGGUCGACUCAAUCAAAGCCACUAAAGAAGGUGAUAAGGAAACUACAGCACCUGUAAAAGAUAUAGAAAGCGCAGUAGAAAAACAAGUCACAGAUGCACUUGUUACAACCAAGACAAUUAUUGGCACUGAAUCUGAAAUGUCAGCAAGUGUCCAAACUGCUCAAAAACAAGAAAACAUUUGUGAACCAACAGAGACUCCAGAAUGUUUGAAAACUAGUUCCAAAGAAGCUUUGCUGAUCACAAGCAUUCCUGAAGUCAGUCAUGAUGUAGAAAUCAGCAUCAAGUUUUCGAAUACGGACAUGUUAGCAACAGAUGCGUCAGACACAUCACAUUCUGAAGAAAAUAAAUUGGGUGCAGAUUCAUCAAAGGAUAUUGAUGAUUUGAAAAAAGAAUUCGAUGUUCAAACUCAAUCAUCUGGAAACAAACAAGACAUAUUGACGACGAUUAACGACCUUACAGUGGUAUCAGAAGAAGAGAUCAAAGAAGCAAAAUUGAGCACUAGUUUAGAAGGUGAAGCGGUUUUAAAAAGUCUGGAAGAAACUGGUGACAAAACGGUAAAAAUCAAAGGCAAAGCUGUUACCAAAUCGACUGAUGUCAUCACACUAUCCGGUGACAUUGAGACGAUAGAAGCAAUAACUGAAAAAGAUCAACAAAAGGAAAGUGACGUUGUAAUUGCACCAUCCGACACUGCGAGAGCAAAGCGACCAUUAAGUGAAGAAACAAAGGAUGCACAAGGUGACAAAGCUGAGACAAUUAAGAUCGUUGCAGAAAGUGCUCAAGACAUGCAACGAGUGGAGGAGAUCGGAGAAAGCAAGGAAACAAUUAAAGAUCCAGAUGAAGCUGGAUUAACAGUAACGAAAGACACAGCUGAAGAGCUAGAAAUCUCAACAUACAUCCAACCUUCAACUACUCCAGAAGUCAUAACCGUACAAACUGAAGCUCAUGCACAACAGGCGAUCGAUAAUGAACUUGAUUCUGAAGCAAAGCAACCAGAUAGCAUCCCAAAAGGAGAAACUGGUCGUGUAGGGUUAGAGAAUGAAAAGUACCCAAGCAUUCUAUCAGAUUCUGUGACCACAACUUCACAAGACAAAACUGCUAUUGUAAUAGAACCUACUGCUGAAAUCCCUGAAGAAACUCUUGAUGAUGAAACCGCCACUGGGAAAGAAAGUGCACCUCUACCAACAGUAUGUACAGAGGAAUUCCAGAAUAAAGAAACUACACAAGAAGUACCGCCUGACCAAUCCACACCAGAAAUGAAUGUGACUGAAGUGGUGGCCUCGAUUUCUCCACCUGUCCCUGUGGAUCGUCAGUCUGGUCAUGAUGAAUUAUGCACAGAUGUUCCAAUUAAAAUUGACCAACCAACAGAUUUAAAUGGACACACGCAAGACAAACCGAAGCGUGCACCACCAGGUGAUACAUUUGAUGAAGCAACCAGUCAAGAUGUGGGAAAACCACUCUUUCAGAGAUUAAAAGAGAAGACGAAAGAAUUUUUCAGCUCAAAGUCUGAAAAUGUAGAGACUGACAGAUCAAUCCCAGCAGACACUGAUUCUAAAUCCAAUGCGGUCGGCUCAAUCAAAGCCACUAAAGAAGGUGAUAAGGAAACUACAGCACAUGUAAAAGAUAUAGAAACCACAGUAGAAAAACAAGUCACAGAUGCACUUGUUACAACCAAGACAAUUAUUGGCACUGAAUCUGAAAUGUCAGCAAGUGUCCAAACUGCUCAAAAACAAGAAAACAUUUGUGAACCAACAGAGACUCCAGAAUGUUUGAAAACUAGUUCCAAAGAAGCUUUGCUGAUCACAAGCAUUCCAGUAGUCAGUCAUGAUGUCGAAAUCAGCAUCAAGUUGUCGAAUACGGAAAAGUUAGCAACAGAUGCGUCAGACACAUCACAUUCUGACGAAAAUAAAUUGGCUGCAGAUUCAUCAAAGCAUAUUGAUGAUUUGACAAAAGAAUUCGAUGUUCAACCUUCAUCAUCUGGAGACAAACAAGACAUAUUGACGACGAUUAACGACCUUACCGUGGUAUCAGAAGAAGAGAUCAAAGAAGCAAAAUUGAGCACUAGUUUAGAAGGUGAAGCGGUUUUAAAAAGGCUGGAAGAAACUGGUGACAAAACGGUAAAAAUCAAAGACAAAGCUGUUACCAAAUCGACUGAUGUCAUCACGCUAUCCGGUGACAGUGAGACGAUAGAAGCAAUAACUGAAAAAGAUCAACAAAAGGAAAGUGACGUUGUAAUUGCACCAUCCGACACUGCGAGUGCAAAGCGUCCAUUAAGUGAAGAAACAAAGGAUGCACAAGGUGACAAAGCUGAGACAACUAAGAUCAUUGCAGCAAGUGCUCAAGACAUGCAACGAGUGGAGGAGAUCGGAGAAAGUAAGGAAACAAUUAAAGAACCAGAUGAAGCUGGAUUAACAGUAACGAAAGACACAGUUGAAGAGCUAGAAAUCUCAACAUACAUCCAACCUUCAACAACAAAGUCUGAAAAUGUAGAGACUGACAGAUCAAUCCCAGCAGAUACUGAUUCUCAAUCCAAUGAGGUCGACUCAAUCAAAGCCACUAAAGAAGGUGAUAAGGAAACUACAGCACCUGUAAAAGAUAUAGAAAGCGCAGUAGAAAAACAAGUCACAGAUGCACUUGUUACAACCGAGACAAUUAUUGGCACUGAAUCUGAAAUGUCAGCAAGUGUCCAAACUGCUCAAAAACAAGAAAACAUUUGUGAACCAACAGAGACUCCAGAAUGUUUGAAAACUAGUUCCAAAGAAGCUUUGCUGAUCACAAGCAUUCCUGAAGUCAGUCAUGAUGUAGAAAUCAGCAUAAAGUUGUCGAAUACGGACAUGUUAGCAACAGAUGCGUCAGACACAUCACAUUCUGAAGAAAAUAAAUUGGGUGCAGAUUCAUCAAAGGAUAUUGAUGAUUUGAAAAAAGAAUUCGAUGUUCAAACUCAAUCAUCUGGAGACAAACAAGACAUAUUGACGACGAUUAACGACCUUACAGUGGUAUCAGAAGAAGAGAUCAAAGAAGCAAAAUUGAGCACUAGUUUAGAAGGUGAAGCGGUUUUAAAAAGUCUGGAAGAAACUGGUGACAAAACGGUAAAAAUCAAAGGCAAAGCUGUUACCAAAUCGACUGAUGUCAUCACACUAUCCGGUGACAUUGAGACGAUAGAAGCAAUAACUGAAAAAGAUCAACAAAAGGAAAAUGACGUUGUAAUUGCACCAUCCGACACUGCGAGAGCAAAGCGACCAUUAAGUGAAGAAACAAAGGAUGCACAAGGUGACAAAGCUGAGACAAUUAAGAUCGUUGCAGCAAGUGCUCAAGACAUGCAACGAGUGGAGGAGAUCGGAGAAAGCAAGGAAACAAUUAAAGAACCAGAUGAAGCUGGAUUAACAGUAACGAAAGACACAGUUGAAGAGCUAGAAAUCUCAACAUACAUCCAACCUUCAACAACAAAGUCUGAAAAUGUAGAGACUGACAGAUCAAUCCCAGCAGAUACUGAUUCUCAAUCCAAUGAGGUCGACUCAAUCAAAGCCAGUAAAGAAGGUGAUAAGGAAACUACAGCACCUGUAAAAGAUAUAGAAAGCGCAGUAGAAAAACAAGUCACAGAUGCACUUGUUACAACCAAGACAAUUAUUGGCACUGAAUCUGAAAUGUCAGCAAGUGUCCAAACUGCUCAAAAACAAGAAAACAUUUGUGAACCAACAGAGACUCCAGAAUGUUUGAAAACUAGUUCCAAAGAAGCUUUGCUGAUCACAAGCAUUCCUGAAGUCAGUCAUGAUGUAGAAAUCAGCAUAAAGUUGUCGAAUACGGACAUGUUAGCAACAGAUGCGUCAGACACAUCACAUUCUCAAGAAAAUAAAUUGGGUGCAGAUUCAUCAAAGGAUAUUGAUGAUUUGAAAAAAGAAUUCGAUGUUCAAACUCAAUCAUCUGGAGACAAACAAGACAUAUUGACGACGAUUAACGACCUUACAGUGGUAUCAGAAGAAGAGAUCAAAGAAGCAAAAUUGAGCACUAGUUUAGAAGGUGAAGCGGUUUUAAAAAGUCUGGAAGAAACUGGUGACAAAACGGUAAAAAUCAAAGGCAAAGCUGUUACCAAAUCGACUGAUGUCAUCACACUAUCCGGUGACAUUGAGACGAUAGAAGCAAUAACUGAAAAAGAUCAACAAAAGGAAAGUGACGUUGUAAUUGCACCAUCCGACACUGCGAGAGCAAAGCGACCAUUAAGUGAAGAAACAAAGGAUGCACAAGGUGACAAAGCUGAGACAAUUAAGAUCGUUGCAGAAAGUGCUCAAGACAUGCAACGAGUGGAGGAGAUCGGAGAAAGCAAGGAAACAAUUAAAGAUCCAGAUGAAGCUGGAUUAACAGUAACGAAAGACACAGCUGAAGAGCUAGAAAUCUCAACAUACAUCCAACCUUCAACUACUCCAGAAGUCAUAACCGUACAAACUGAAGCUCAUGCACAACAGGCGAUCGAUAAUGAACUUGAUUCUGAAGCAAAGCAACCAGAUAGCAUCCCAAAAGGAGAAACUGGUCGUGUAGGGUUAGAGAAUGAAAAGUACCCAAGCAUUCUAUCAGAUUCUGUGACCACAACUUCACAAGACAAAACUGCUAUUGUAAUAGAACCUACUGCUGAAAUCCCUGAAGAAACUCUUGAUGAUGAAACCGCCACUGGGAAAGAAAGUGCACCUCUACCAACAGUAUGUACAGAGGAAUUCCAGAAUAAAGAAACUACACAAGAAGUACCGCCUGACCAAUCCACACCAGAAAUGAAUGUGACUGAAGUGGUGGCCUCGAUUUCUCCACCUGUCCCUGUGGAUCGUCAGUCUGGUCAUGAUGAAUUAUGCACAGAUGUUCCAAUUAAAAUUGACCAACCAACAGAUUUAAAUGGACACACGCAAGACAAACCGAAGCGUGCACCACCAGGUGAUACAUUUGAUGAAGCAACCAGUCAAGAUGUGGGAAAACCACUCUUUCAGAGAUUAAAAGAGAAGACGAAAGAAUUUUUCAGCUCAAAGUCUGAAAAUGUAGAGACUGACAGAUCAAUCCCAGCAGAUACUGAUUCUCAAUCCAAUGAGGUCGACUCAAUCAAAGCCACUAAAGAAGGUGAUAAGGAAACUACAGCACCUGUAAAAGAUAUAGAAAGCGCAGUAGAAAAACAAGUCACAGAUGCACUUGUUACAACCAAGACAAUUAUUGGCACUGAAUCUGAAAUGUCAGCAAGUGUCCAAACUGCUCAAAAACAAGAAAACAUUUGUGAACCAACAGAGACUCCAGAAUGUUUGAAAACUAGUUCCAAAGAAGCUUUGCUGAUCACAAGCAUUCCUGAAGUCAGUCAUGAUGUAGAAAUCAGCAUAAAGUUGUCGAAUACGGACAUGUUAGCAACAGAUGCGUCAGACACAUCACAUUCUGAAGAAAAUAAAUUGGGUGCAGAUUCAUCAAAGGAUAUUGAUGAUUUGAAAAAAGAAUUCGAUGUUCAAACUCAAUCAUCUGGAAACAAACAAGACAUAUUGACGACGAUUAACGACCUUACAGUGGUAUCAGAAGAAGAGAUCAAAGAAGCAAAAUUGAGCACUAGUUUAGAAGGUGAAGCGGUUUUAAAAAGUCUGGAAGAAACUGGUGACAAAACGGAAAAAAUCAAAGGCAAAGCUGUUACCAAAUCGACUGAUGUCAUCACACUAUCCGGUGACAUUGAGACGAUAGAAGCUAUAACUGAAAAAGAUCAACAAAAGGAAAGUGACGUUGUAAUUGCACCAUCCGACACUGCGAGAGCAAAGCGACCAUUAAGUGAAAAAACAAAGGAUGCACAAGGUGACAAAGCUGAGACAAUUAAGAUCGUUGCAGCAAGUGCUCAAGACAUGCAACGAGUGGAGGAGAUCGGAGAAAGCAAGGAAACAAUUAAAGAUCCAGAUGAAGCUGGAUUAACAGUAACGAAAGACACAGCUGAAGAGCUAGAAAUCUCAACAUACAUCCAACCUUCAACUACUCCAGAAGUCAUAACCGUACAAACUGAAGCUCAUGCACAACAGGCGAUCGAUAAUGAACUUGAUUCUGAAGCAAAGCAACCAGAUAGCAUCCCAAAAGGAGAAACUGGUCGUGUAGGGUUAGAGAAUGAAAAGUACCCAAGCAUUCUAUCAGAUUCUGUGACCACAACUUCACAAGACAAAACUGCUAUUGUAAUAGAACCUACUGCUGAAAUCCCUGAAGAAACUCUUGAUGAUGAAACCGCCACUGGGAAAGAAAGUGCACCUCUACCAACAGUAUGUACAGAGGAAUUCCAGAAUAAAGAAACUACACAAGAAGUACCGCCUGACCAAUCCACACCAGAAAUGAAUGUGACUGAAGUGGUGGCCUCGAUUUCUCCACCUGUCCCUGUGGAUCGUCAGUCUGGUCAUGAUGAAUUAUGCACAGAUGUUCCAAUUAAAAUUGACCAACCAACAGAUUUAAAUGGACACACGCAAGACAAACCGAAGCGUGCACCACCAGGUGAUACAUUUGAUGAAGCAACCAGUCAAGAUGUGGGAAAACCACUCUUUCAGAGAUUAAAAGAGAAGACGAAAGAAUUUUUCAGCUCAAAGUCUGAAAAUGUAGAGACUGACAGAUCAAUCCCAGCAGACACUGAUUCUAAAUCCAAUGCGGUCGGCUCAAUCAAAGCCACUAAAGAAGGUGAUAAGGAAACUACAGCACAUGUAAAAGAUAUAGAAACCACAGUAGAAAAACAAGUCACAGAUGCACUUGUUACAACCAAGACAAUUAUUGGCACUGAAUCUGAAAUGUCAGCAAGUGUCCAAACUGCUCAAAAACAAGAAAACAUUUGUGAACCAACAGAGACUCCAGAAUGUUUGAAAACUAGUUCCAAAGAAGCUUUGCUGAUCACAAGCAUUCCAGUAGUCAGUCAUGAUGUCGAAAUCAGCAUCAAGUUGUCGAAUACGGAAAUGUUAGCAACAGAUGCGUCAGACACAUCACAUUCUGACGAAAAUAAAUUGGCUGCAGAUUCAUCAAAGGAUAUUGAUGAUUUGACAAAAGAAUUCGAUGUUCAACCUUCAUCAUCUGGAGACAAACAAGACAUAUUGACGACGAUUAACGACCUUACAGUGGUAUCAGAAGAAGAGAUCAAAGAAGCAAAAUUGAGCACUAGUUUAGAAGGUGAAGCGGUUUUAAAAAGGCUGGAAGAAACUGGUGACAAAACGGUAAAAAUCAAAGACAAAGCUGUUACCAAAUCGACUGAUGUCAUCACGCUAUCCGGUGACAGUGAGACGAUAGAAGCAAUAACUGAAAAAGAUCAACAAAAGGAAAGUGACGUUGUAAUUGCACCAUCCGACACUGCGAGUGCAAAGCGUCCAUUAAGUGAAGAAACAAAGGAUGCACAAGGUGACAAAGCUGAGACAACUAAGAUUAUUGCAGCAAGUGCUCAAGACAUGCAACGAGUGGAGGAGAUCGGAGAAAGUAAGGAAAAAAUUAAAGAACCAGAUGAAGCUGGAUUAACAGUAACGAAAGACACAGUUGAAGAGCUAGAAAUCUCAACAUACAUCCAACCUUCAACAACAAAGUCUGAAAAUGUAGAGACUGACAGAUCAAUCCCAGCAGAUACUGAUUCUCAAUCCAAAGAGGUCGACUCAAUCAAAGCCACUAAAGAAGGUGAUAAGGAAACUACAGCACCUGUAAAAGAUAUAGAAAGCGCAGUAGAAAAACAAGUCACAGAUGCACUUGUUACAACCGAGACAAUUAUUGGCACUGAAUCUGAAAUGUCAGCAAGUGUCCAAACUGCUCAAAAACAAGAAAACAUUUGUGAACCAACAGAGACUCCAGAAUGUUUGAAAACUAGUUCCAAAGAAGCUUUGCUGAUCACAAGCAUUCCUGAAGUCAGUCAUGAUGUAGAAAUCAGCAUCAAGUUGUCGAAUACGGACAUGUUAGCAACAGAUGCGUCAGACACAUCACAUUCUGAAGAAAAUAAAUUGGGUGCAGAUUCAUCAAAGGAUAUUGAUGAUUUGAAAAAAGAAUUCGAUGUUCAAACUCAAUCAUCUGGAGACAAACAAGACAUAUUGACGACGAUUAACGACCUUACAGUGGUAUCAGAAGAAGAGAUCAAAGAAGCAAAAUUGAGCACUAGUUUAGAAGGUGAAGCGGUUUUAAAAAGUCUGGAAGAAACUGGUGACAAAACGGUAAAAAUCAAAGGCAAAGCUGUUACCAAAUCGACUGAUGUCAUCACACUAUCCGGUGACAUUGAGACGAUAGAAGCAAUAACUGAAAAAGAUCAACAAAAGGAAAGUGACGUUGUAAUUGCACCAUCCGACACUGCGAGAGCAAAGCGACCAUUAAGUGAAGAAACAAAGGAUGCACAAGGUGACAAAGCUGAGACAAUUAAGAUCGUUGCAGCAAGUGCUCAAGACAUGCAACGAGUGGAGGAGAUCGGAGAAAGCAAGGAAACAAUUAAAGAACCAGAUGAAGCUGGAUUAACAGUAACGAAAGACACAGCUGAAGAGCUAGAAAUCUCAACAUACAUCCAACCUUCAACUACUCCAGAAGUCAUAACCGUACAAACUGAAGCUCAUGCACAACAGGCGAUCGAUAAUGAACUUGAUUCUGAAGCAAAGCAACCAGAUAGGAUCAUCCCAAAAGGAGAAACUGGUCGUGUAGGGUUAGAGAAUGAAAAGUACCCAAGCAUUCUAUCAGAUUCUGUGACCACAACUUCACGAGACAUAACUGCUAUUGUAAUAGAACCUACUGCUGAAAUCCCUGAAGAAACUCUUGAUGAUGAAACCGCCACUGGGAAAGAAAGUGCACCUCUACCAACAGUAUGUACAGAGGAAUUCCAGAAUAAAGAAACUACACAAGAAGUACCGCCUGACCAAUCCACACUAGAAAUGAAUGUGACUGAAGUGGUGGCCUCGAUUUCUCCACCUGUCCCUGUGGAUCUUCAAUCUGGUCAUGAUGAAUUAUGCACAGAUGUUCCAAUUAAAAUUGACCAACCAACAGAUUUAAAUGGACACACGCAAGACAAACCGAAGCGUGCACCACCAGGUGAUACAUUUGAUGAAGCAACCAGUCAAGAUGUAGGAAAACCACUCUUUCAGAGAUUAAAAGAGAAGACGAAAGAAUUUUUCAGCUCAAAGUCUGAAAAUGUAGAGACUGACAGAUCAAUCCCAGCAGACACUGAUUCUAAAUCCAAUGCGGUCGGCUCAAUCAAAGCCACUAAAGAAGGUGAUAAGGAAACUACAGCACAUGUAAAAGACAUAGAAACCACAGUAGAAAAACAAGUCACAGAUGCACUUGUUACAACCGAGACAAUUAUUGGCACUGAAUCUGAAAUGUCAGCAAGUGUCCAAACUGCUCAAAAACAAGAAAACAUUUGUGAACCAACAGAGACUCCAGAAUGUUUGAAAACUAGUUCCAAAGAAGCUUUGCUGAUCACAAGCAUUCCUGAAGUCAGUCAUGAUGUAGAAAUCAGCAUAAAGUUGUCGAAUACGGACAUGUUAGCAACAGAUGCGUCAGACACAUCACAUUCUGAAGAAAAUAAAUUGGGUGCAGAUUCAUCAAAGGAUAUUGAUGAUUUGAAAAAAGAAUUCGAUGUUCAAACUCAAUCAUCUGGAGACAAACAAGACAUAUUGACGACGAUUAACGACCUUACAGUGGUAUCAGAAGAAGAGAUCAAAGAAACAAAAUUGAGCACUAGUUUAGAAGGUGAAGCGGUUUUAAAAAGUCUGGAAGAAACUGGUGACAAAACGGUAAAAAUCAAAGGCAAAGCUGUUACCAAAUCGACUGAUCUCAUCACACUAUCCGGUGACAUUGAGACGAUAGAAGCAAUAACUGAAAAAGAUCAACAAAAGGAAAGUGACGUUGUAAUUGCACCAUCCGACACUGUGAGAGCAAAGCGACCAUUAAGUGAAGCAACAAAGGAUGCACAAGGUGACAAAGCUGAGACAAUUAAGAUCGUUGCAGCAAGUGCUCAAGACAUGCAACGAGUGGAGGAGAUCGGAGAAAGCAAGGAAACAAUUAUAGAACCAGAUGAAGCUGGAUUAACAGUAACGAAAGACACAGCUGAAGAGCUAGAAAUCUCAACAUACAUCCAACCUUCAACUACUCCAGAAGUCAUAACCGUACAAACUGAAGCUCAUGCACAACAGGCGAUCGAUAAUGAACUUGAUUCUGAAGCAAAGCAACCAGAUAGGAUCAUCCCAAAAGGAGAAACUGGUCGUGUAGGGUUAGAGAAUGAAAAGUACCCAAGCAUUCUAUCAGAUUCUGUGACCACAACUUCACAAGACAAAACUGCUAUUGUAAUAGAACCUACUGCUGAAAUCCCUGAAGAAACUCUUGAUGAUGAAACCGCCACUGGGAAAGAAAGUGCACCUCUACCAACAGUAUGUACAGAGGAAUUCCAGAAUAAAGAAACUACACAAGAAGUACCGCCUAUCCAAUCCACACUAGAAAUGAAUGUGACUGAAGUGGUGGCCUCGAUUUCUCCACCUGUCCCUGUGGAUCUUCAGUCUGGUCAUGAUGAAUUAUGCACAGAUGUUCCAAUUAAAAUUGACCAACCAACAGAUUUAAAUGGACACACGCAAGACAAACCGAAGCGUGCACCACCAGGUGAUACAUUUGAUGAAGCAACCAGUCAAGAUGUGGGAAAACCACUCUUUCAGAGAUUAAAAGAUAAGACGAAAGAAUUUUUCAGCUCAAAGUCUGAAAAUGUAGAGACUGACAGAUCAAUCCCAGCAGACACUGAUUCUAAAUCCAAUGCGGUCGGCUCAAUCAAAGCCACUAAAGAAGGUGAUAAGGAAACUACAGCACAUGUAAAAGAUAUAGAAACCACAGUAGAAAAACAAGUCACAGAUGCACUUGUUACAACCAAGACAAUUAUUGGCACUGAAUCUGAAAUGUCAGCAAGUGUCCAAACUGCUCAAAAACAAGAAAACAUUUGUGAACCAACAGAGACUCCAGAAUGUUUGAAAACUAGUUCCAAAGAAGCUUUGCUGAUCACAAGCAUUCCAGUAGUCAGUCAUGAUGUCGAAAUCAGCAUCAAGUUGUGGAAUACGGAAAUGUCAGCAACAGAUGCGUCAGACACAUCACAUUCUGACGAAAAUAAAUUGGCUGCAGAUUCAUCAAAGGAUAUUGAUGAUUUGACAAAAGAAUUCGAUGUUCAACCUUCAUCAUCUGGAGACAAACAAGACAUAUUGACGACGAUUAACGACCUUACAGUGGUAUCAGAAGAAGAGAUCAAAGAAGCAAAAUUGAGCACUAGUUUAGAAGGUGAAGCGGUUUUAAAAAGGCUGGAAGAAACUGGUGACAAAACGGUAAAAAUCAAAGACAAAGCUGUUACCAAAUCGACUGAUGUCAUCACGCUAUCCGGUGACAGUGAGACGAUAGAAGCAAUAACUGAAAAAGAUCAACAAAAGGAAAGUGACGUUGUAAUUGCACCAUCCGACACUGCGAGUGCAAAGCGUCCAUUAAGUGAAGAAACAAAGGAUGCACAAGGUGACAAAGCUGAGACAACUAAGAUCAUUGCAGCAAGUGCUCAAGACAUGCAACGAGUGGAGGAGAUCGGAGAAAGUAAGCAAACAAUUAAAGAACCAGAUGAAGCUGGAUUAACAAUAACGAAAGACACAGUUGAAGAGCUAGAAAUCUCAACAUACAUCCAACCUUCAACAACAAAGUCUGAAAAUGUAGAGACUGACAGAUCAAUCCCAGCAGAUACUGAUUCUCAAUCCAAUGAGGUCGACUCAAUCAAAGCCACUAAAGAAGGUGAUAAGAAAACUACAGCACCUGUAAAAGAUAUAGAAAGCGCAAUAGAAAAACAAGUCACAGAUGCACUUGUUACAACCGAGACAAUUAUUGGCACUGAAUCUGAAAUGUCAGCAAGUGUCCAAACUGCUCAAAAACAAGAAAACAUUUGUGAACCAACAGAGACUCCAGAAUGUUUGAAAACUAGUUCCAAAGAAGCUUUGCUGAUCACAAGCAUUCCUGAAGUCAUUCAUGAUGUAGAAAUCAGCAUCAAGUUGUCGAAUACGGAAAUGUUAGCAACAGAUGCGUCAGACACAUCACAUUCUGAAGAAAAUAAAUUGGCUGCAGAUUCACCAAAGGAUAUUGAUGAUUUGAAAAAAGAAUUCGAUGUUCAAACUCAAUCAUCUGGAGACAAACAAGACAUAUUGACGACGAUUAACGACCUUACAGUUGUAUCAGAAGAAGAGAUCAAAGAAGCAAAAUUGAGCACUAGUUCAGAAGGUGAAGCGGUUUUAAAAAGUCUGGAAGAAACUGGUGACAAAACGGUAAAAAUCAAAGGCAAAGCUGAUACCAAAUCGACUGAUGUCAUCACACUAUCCGGUGACAUUGAGACGAUAGAAGCAAUAACUGAAAAAGAUCAACAAAAGGAAAGUGACUUUGUAAUUGCACCAUCCGACACUGCGAGUGCAAAGCGUCCAUUAAGUGAAGAAACAAAGGAUGCACAAGGUGACAAAGCUGAGACAAUUAAGAUCGUUGCAGCAAGUGCUCAAGACAUGCAACGAGUGGAGGAGAUCGGAGAAAGCAAGGAAACAAUUAAGGAACCAGAUGGAGCUGGAUUAACAGUAACGAAAGACACAGCUGAAGAGCUAGAAAUCUCAACAUACAUCCAACCUUCAACUACUCCAGAAGUCAUAACCGUACAAACUGAAGCUCAUGCACAACAGGAGAUCGAUAAUGAACUUGAUUCUGAAGCCAAGCAACUAGAUAGGAUCAUCCCAAAAGGAGAAACUGGUCAUGUAGGGUUAGAGAAUGAAAAGUACCCAAGCAUUCUAUCAGAUUCUGUGACCACAACUUCACAAGAUAAAACUGCUAUUGUAAUAGAAACUACUGCUGAAAUCCCUGAAGAAACUCUUGAUGAUGAAACCGCCACUGGGAAAGAAAGUGCACCUCUACCAACAGUAUGUACAGAGGAAUUCCAGAAUAAAGAAACUACACAAGAAGUACCGCCUGACCAAAUCACACUAGAAAUGAAUGUGACUGAAGUGGUGGCCUCGAUUUCUCCACCUGUCCCUGUGGAACUUCAGUCUGGUCAAGAUGAAUUAUGCACAGAUGUUCCAAUUAAAAUUCACCAACCAACAGAUUUAAAUGGACACACGCAGGACAAACCGAAGCGUGCACCACCAGGCGAUACAUUUGAUGAAGCAACCAGUCAAGAUGUGGGAAAACCACUCUUUCAGAGAUUAAAAGAGAAGACGAAAGAAUUUUUCAGCUCAAAGUCUGAAAAUGUAGAGACUGACAGAUCAAUCCCAGCAGAUACUGAUUCUCAAUCCAAUGAGGUCGACUCAAUCAAAGCCACUAAAGAAGGUGAUAAGGAAACUACAGCACAUGUAAAAGAAAUAGACAGCACAGUAGAAAAACAAGUCACAGAUGCACUUGUUACAACCGAGACAAUUAUUGGCACUGAAUAUGAAAUGUCAGCAAGUGUCCAAACUGCUCAAAAACAAGAAAACAUUUGUGAGCCAACAGAGACUCCAGAAUGUUUGAAAACUAGCUCCAAAGAAGAUUUGCUGAUCACAAGCAUUCCUGAAGUCAUUCAUGAUGUAGAAAUCAGCAUCAAGUUGUCGAAUACGGAAAUGUUAGCAACAGAUGCGUCAGACACAUCACAUUCUGAAGAAAAUAAAUUGGCUGCAGAUUCAUCAAAGGAUAUUGAUGAUUUGAAAAAAGAAUUCGAUGUUCAACCUCAAUCAUCUGGAGACAAACAAGACAUAAUGACGACGAUUAACGACCUUACAGUUGUAUCAGAAGAAGAGAUCAAAGAAGCAAAAUUGAGCACUAGUUCAGAAGGUGAAGCGGUUUUAAAAAGUCUGGAAGAAACUGGUGACAAAACGGUAAAAAUCAAAGGCAAAGCGGUUACCAAAUCGACUGAUGUCAUGACACUAUCCGGUGACAUUGAGACGAUAGAAGCAAUAACUGAAAAAGAUCAACAAAAGGAAAGUGACGUUGUAGUUGCACCAUCUGACACUGCGAGUGCAAAGCGUCCAUUAAGUGAAGAAACAAAGGAUGCAAAAGGUGACAAAGUUGAGACAAUUAAGAUCGUUGCAGCAAGUGCUCAAGACAUGCAACGAGCGGAUGAGUUCGGAGAAAGCAAGGAAACAAUUAAAGAACCAGAUCAAUCUGGAUUAACAGUAACGAAAGACACAGCUGAAGAGCUAGAAAUCUCAACAUACAUCCAACCUUCAACUACUCCAGAAGUCAUAACCGUACAAACUGAAGCUCAUGCACAACAGGAGAUCGAUAAUGAACUUGAUUCUGAAGCCAAGCAACCAGAUAGGAUCAUCCCAAAAGGAGAAACUGGUCGUGUAGGGUUAGAGAUUGAAAAGUACCCAAGCAUUCUAUCAGAUUCUGUGACCACAACUUCACAAGACAAAACUGCUAUUGUAAUAGAACCUACUGCUGAAAUCCCUGAAGAAACUCUUGAUGAUGAAACCGCCACUGGGAAAGAAAGUGCACCUCUACCAACAGUAUGUACAGAGGAAUUCCAGAAUAAAGAAACUACACAAGAAGUACCGCCUGACCAAAUCACACUAGAAAUGAAUGUGACUGAAGUGGUGGCCUCGAUUUCUCCACCUGUCCCUGUGGAACUUCAGUCUGGUCAAGAUGAAUUAUGCACAGAUGUUCCAAUUAAAAUUCACCAACCAACAGAUUUAAAUGGACACACGCAGGACAAACCGAAGCGUGCACCACCAGGCGAUACAUUUGAUGAAGCAACCAGUCAAGAUGUGGGAAAACCACUCUUUCAGAGAUUAAAAGAGAAGACGAAAGAAUUUUUCAGCUCAAAGUCUGAAAAUGUAGAGACUGACAGAUCAAUCCCAGCAGAUACUGAUUCUCAAUCCAAUGAGGUCGACUCAAUCAAAGCCACUAAAGAAGGUGAUAAGGAAACUACAGCACAUGUAAAAGAAAUAGACAGCACAGUAGAAAAACAAGUCACAGAUGCACUUGUUACAACCGAGACAAUUAUUGGCACUGAAUAUGAAAUGUCAGCAAGUGUCCAAACUGCUCAAAAACAAGAAAACAUUUUUGAGCCAACAGAGACUCCAGAAUGUUUGAAAACUAGCUCCAAAGAAGAUUUGCUGAUCACAAGCAUUCCUGAAGUCAUUCAUGAUGUAGAAAUCAGCAUCAAGUUGUCGAAUACGGAAAUGUUAGCAACAGAUGCGUCAGACACAUCACAUUCUGAAGAAAAUAAAUUGGCUGCAGAUUCAUCAAAGGAUUUUGAUGAUUUGAAAAAAGAAUUCGAUGUUCAACCUCAAUCAUCUGGAGACAAACAAGACAUAAUGACGACGAUUAACGACCUUACAGUUGUAUCAGAAGAAGAGAUCAAAGAAGCAAAAUUGAGCACUAGUUCAGAAGGUGAAGCGGUUUUAAAAAGUCUGGAAGAAACUGGUGACAAAACGGUAAAAAUCAAAGGCAAAGCGGUUACCAAAUCGACUGAUGUCAUGACACUAUCCGGUGACAUUGAGACGAUAGAAGCAAUAACUGAAAAAGAUCAACAAAAGGAAAGUGACGUUGUAGUUGCACCAUCUGACACUGCGAGUGCAAAGCGUCCAUUAAGUGAAGAAACAAAGGAUGCAAAAGGUGACAAAGUUGAGACAAUUAAGAUCGUUGCAGCAAGUGCUCAAGACAUGCAACGAGCGGAGGAGAUCGGAGAAAGCAAGGAAACAAUUAAAGAACCAGAUCAAUCUGGAUUAACAGUAACGAAAGACACAGCUGAAGAGCUAGAAAUCUCAACAUACAUCCAACCUUCAACUACUCCAGAAGUCAUAACCGUACAAACUGAAGCUCAUGCACAACAGGAGAUCGAUAAUGAACUUGAUUCUGAAGCCAAGCAACCAGAUAGGAUCAUCCCAAAAGGAGAAACUGGUCGUGUAGGGUUAGAGAAUGAAAAGUACCCAAGCAUUCUAUCAGAUUCUGUGACCACAACUUCACAAGACAAAACUGCUAUUGUAAUAGAACCUACUGCUGAAAUCCCUGAAGAAACUCUUGAUGAUGAAACCGCCACUGGGAAAGAAAAUGCACCUCUACCAACAGUAUGUACAGAGAAAUUCCAGAAUAAAGAAACUACACAAGAAGUACCGCCUGACCAAUCCACACUAGAAAUGAAUGUGACUGAAGUGGUGGCCUCGAUUUCUCCACCUGUCCCUGUGGAACUUCAGUCUGGUCAAGAUGAAUUAUGCACAGAUGUUCCAAUUAAAAUUGACCAACCAACAGAUUUAAAUGGACACACGCAGGACAAACCGAAGCGUGCACCACCAGGUGAUACAUUUGAUGAAGCAACCAGUCAAGAUGUGGGAAAACCACUCUUUCAGAGAUUAAAAAAGAAGACGAAAGAAUUUUUCAGCUCAAAGUCUGAAAAUGUAGAGACUGACAGAUCAAUCCCAGCAGAUACUGAUUCUCAAUCCAAUGAGGUCGACUCAAUCAAAGCCACUAAAGAAGGUGAUAAAGAAACUACAGCACAUGUAAAAGAAAUAGAAAGCACAGUAGAAAAACAAGUCACAGAUGCACUUGUUACAACCGAGAAAAUUAUUGGCACUGAAUAUGAAAUGUCAGCAAGUGUCCAAACUGCUCAAAAACAAGAAAACAUUUGUGAACCAACAGAGACUCCAGAAUGUUUGAAAACUAGCUCCAAAGAAGCUUUGCUGAUCACAAGCAUUCCUGAAGUCAUUCAUGAUGUAGAAAUCAGCAUCAAGUUGUCGAAUACGGAAAUGUUAGCAACAGAUGCGUCAGACACAUCACAUUCUGAAGAAAAUAAAUUGGCUGCAGAUUCAUCAAAAGAUUUUGAUGAUUUGAAAAAAGAAUUCGAUGUUCAACCUCAAUCAUCUGGAGACAAACAAGACAUAUUGACGACGAUUAACGACCUUACAGUUGUAUCAGAAGAAGAGAUCAAAGAAGCAAAAUUGAGCACUAGUUCAGAAGGUGAAGCGGUUUUAAAAAGUCUGGAAGAAACUGGUGACAAAACCGUAAAAAUCAAAGACAAAGCUGUUACCAAAUCAACUGAUGUCAUCACACUAUCCGGUGACAUUGAGACGAUAGAGGCAAUAACUGAAAAAGAUCAACAAAAGGAAAGUGACGUUGUAAUUGCACCAUCUGACACUGCGAGUGCAAAGCGUCCAUUAAGUGAAGAAACAAAGGAUGCACAAGGUGACAAAGGUGAGACAACUAAGAUCAUUGUAGCAAGUGCUCAAGAUAAGCAACGAGUGGAAGAGAUUGGUGAAAGCAAGGAAAACACUCAAGAACCUGAAGCAAUUGCUUUUUCCGUACGUAUCAAUAUUAUUAAACCUCUUGAAAAAUCUGCAGGCAUCCAAACGACUGAUGUUAGAAAAGUCACACUUGAACUGAAUGUGCUUUCUGCAGAUGAAAAAAUAAAUGAUGCAGAAUCCUCUGACAUUGAGCACGGUGCUUUGAUUAUGCUAGACAGUAAAAAGUCACUCACUGGAGAUUCAUUUACCUUGAGUAUAACCUCUUCAGAUAAACCGACUGAAACAAAAGAAGUUCCUACCAUUGCAACAUCUGAAAAGACCGUCCUUGACACUGACACCACAAAAACAAAUGAACCCCAGCAUGUAACGUCUGCUCUGGAAGUGUGCGAUGAAAGAUUAACCCAACCAGAAAGUGAUACUCCAAAAUCUCCCCCUGAAAUAAAUGAGGUUGAAGUGGUCACAUCUCUUUUACCACCUUCCACUGAUAAUAUGUAUGCUGCUGUUGAGAAAACUUCCAAAGAUAGAGCACACAAACUUCAAAAUACCUCGUUAGAAUCAGUUGCUUCUGUGGAGAGUGAACAAACAGAGGCAGAUAGUACACCAUUCGUGGAGGGACAACUUCAAAAGGAGAGGACAAAAUCUGUUAUUGAUAUAAUGAUAGAAAAAGCUCAAGGCAUUUUAACUGACAAGUCUGACAGUGAGGAAGAGGAUGCAGUUUUCCCAGAAGCUGAAGUCCAACAUUACGAGACUGAUACAUCUGAAACCACAUCUGGUAUGUCUGCAGAGAGCAUCAUAGAAACUACACGUGAUGUUCAUGGUAAUGUUGAAGAGAAAAUUGUUAUCAAUGGUGAGGUUGUUUCAGAAUUAACAUCUCAUGGGCAAGAAAUUUCAGUUGAUAUCAUGCUUACCGCUCAUCCAGACAAUGUCCCUCAGCCAAUUGUACAUUCUGAAGAAGUCACAUCUACAUUACCAUCUAUCAGUGAUGAAAUGCAGGCUGAUAUUGACAAGAUGUGCACAGACGAAUCGAGCAUGCACAAAAUACAUUCGAAAGAAGUACUUUUUUCGGUGGAAAAGAAGAAUACUAAUCCAGACACAACAGAAGGAUUGGAUGAUGCACCGUAUCAUAGAAAGAGGAAAAAAUCAAUAAUUGAUAUUAUUAUAGAAAAAGCUAAGGACAUAAUUCAUAGACCAUCUGAAAGUGAGGUAAUUGAAUCGGUCUCCCAAGAAGAAAUUGAAUCCAAGGAUAAAAAGGUUGAUACACUUGAUACCACGUCUGAUCAUACUUUAGAGCUGCAUGUGAAAACUACGCAACAUGUGAAUGUUACUGCAGAUGAGGAACUCGAUCAUGCCAGUGAUGUAAUGUGUUCAAAUGUUAAAGCAGUCAGCACCACUACUUGUCCAGAAAGUACCCCUGUACUCAGCGAGACUUCUGCAGUUAAAGAAUUAAAUGAUGAAGAACACACCAAUAUCGCACAUUUUUCUUGGACUGUUCCAGAGGUAGAAAUUGGCAUGAUAAAAUCCGAUGUUAAAAAGUCGAGCGCUGACAAAUCAGUUCCCUUCAAUGCAAUCUCUUCAGUUGAAUCUAGUGUUGAAAAAGAAGAGUUUUUCACAGUAACAUCUCAAAAUACCAUCAGUGACACUGACACAACAAAAAUAAGUGACUCCAGGUGUAGUACGUCUGAUCUGGAAGUGCGCAGUGAAAGAGUGACCCAACCAGAAAGUGAGACUCUCAAAUGCCCACCCGAAGUGAGCGAGGCUGAAGCAGUCGCAUCUCUUUUACCGCCUUCCACUGACAAAAGUAAUUCUGAUCUCGAUAAAACUUGCAAAGACAUAGCAACCAAAGUUGAGAAGACCACGUUAGAAUUACUUGCGUCUGUUGAGGCUGAGAAAAUAGAGGCAGAUGCAGCCGAAUUUGUAGAUGAAAAACUUAAUGAAAAGAGUAAAACAUCAUUUGUUGAUAUUACCAUAGAAAAAGCAAAAGGUAUGUUUACUGACAAGUCUGACAGUGACGAAGAGGACUUAGGUUUCCCAGAAGAAACUGAAGUCCAAGAUUAUGAGACUGAUACAUCUGAAACUACAUCUGGUUCAUCUGCAGAAAGUGAAAAAGUAAUAACAGAUGUGGUUGUUUCAAAAUUAAAAUCUGAAGGGCAAGGAAUUGCAGUUGAUGAUGAGCUUAUUACAGAUGAUGUAAAUGAGGCAGCGGCAUCUAUCUUACUGGUUUCCUCCGGAGAAAUUCAUGCUGAUCUUGACAUAGCAUGCACGGACGAAUCAAGCAGGCAAAUAGAAACAUCAAGAACACUGGUUUCAUCUGCGGAAAAUAGGAAUACUCAUUCAGAUACAACAGAAGGAUUGCAUGAUCAACCAUCUCAUAGAGAGAGGAAAAAAUCCAUUAUUGAUAUUGUCAUUGAAAAAGCUAAAGGCAUAAUUACUGGACCAUCUGAGAGUGGCGUAACAGAGGCAACCUCCCAAAAACAAAUUACAUCUGAAGAUAAAAAGGUUGAUACACCUGAUGGCACAUCUCAUGAUACUUUGGAAGUACAUGCAACAACUAUUCAACUUGUGCAUGCGAUUGCAGAUGACGAAAUGAUUCAUGCCAGUCAUGUAACCACUGUGAAUAUGAAUGCAGUUAGCACCACCACUCAUCCAGAAAGUACCGUUAUACCAAGCGACACUUCUACAGUCGAAGAAACAAAUGAUGACAAACGCUCAGAAAUUACGCGUACUUCCUGGAAUAUUCCAGAGGUAGAAUUCGGUAUUGUAAUUGCUGAUACUAAAAAGUCAAGCGAUGCAGAGAGAGUUACUUUGACAACAAUCUCUUUAGAUAAAAGCGCGGUUACAAAAGGGCCUUGCUUGGCAACUGCCAGUGAUACUGAUGCCACAAAAAUAAGUGAAGCCCCGUGUUUAACAUCUGAACUGGUAAAUGAAAUUGAUCCAGUUGCAAGGCCUGAAGAGACUGUGCACGAUACCACCACCGCCAAAGAGGAAACUGAAGCUCAGACUCUCAUUUCACCACUUGAAGUAAAUGCGGCUGAAGAUAGAGAAUCUAUUUCACCUGCGGCCACUGACGAAAUGGAUGCCAAUCUCUUUGACAUGUAUGUAGACGAAACAACCAAACUUGUAAACGUCUCUUGUGAAUCGGUUGUCUCUGCAGAAACUAAAAAAAAUAGGAUGAAUACAAGAGAAAGAGUCUACGAAGAACCACAUCGAAAAGAGAGGAGCAAAUCUCUAAUUGACAUUGCCAUAGAAAGAGCCAAAGACAUGUUUGCUGGACCAACUAAUAGAGAGGAAUAUGCGUCAGUCUCCCAAAAAGAAAUUGAAGACGGGGACGAUGUGACCGACACAUUUGAUACUGCAUCUGAUGUCACUGCGGAAAGUGAUCAAGAAACUAUACAUCGUGAAGUUCUUUUAAGCAAAGAAAGUGCUGAAACUAUUGAUGCAACCGUUUCAAAUUUCCAAGCAGAUAAAGUGGAAGGAGCAGUCGAAAACGAGAAACCUACUUCAGAAAUCAACACUGCACCAAUUUUGACAUCUCAAGAAGUCGAAAAAAAUAACGAAGAAUUCCCCGAAGCCAAGACCGUUUCUGAGAGCAUCGCAGUGGAUAUAGCUGGAAUUGUUAUCGCAGAACCUACAACCCCGGGAGGUGAGUCGAUUAUCGUAACCACAACUUCUUCAGGCAGUGUCCCAGUUCUGAAAGGUGAAGCUCACGUUGCGCAGUCAGCUCAGAUUCUCAGUGAUGCUCACAUCAUGAAAGGAUUUGUCCCUCAGAAUAGAACGUUUACAAUGGAGGUUCAUCAUAAAGAAAUGAAAGAAAUGGAUGACCAAGAAGAAAGUGAUGCAGUUUCUACACUGAAUAAAGACAAGGAGGAAAAACUGGAAGAAGAAUUGAAAGUUAAAUUACAUCAGUCAGAACCAACAUCUACCAAAAUGCAUGAAGCUCUGCCCACAACUACAAAGCCCAUCACCAACAUCAGCACCUCUUCUGCACUUGACGUCACAAGUGCACCAAGAGCCACAGAAACGCCUACAAAAGAACAAGGAUUACCCACACACAUCCCACGUGAUAAUCCUGAAGAAAGCUCCACGACGGUAACAAGGGUUUACGUUGACAACACGUGCAUUGAGGAGGAAGUUUACAUUGUUACAUUCAUCUCUACAAUUUGUAAGUCAUCUGCAGAUGCAUUGACCUCUGAGGAAGAAACAUCUCGUGAUUCGCAGAAAUCCACGUUAUAUGACGUCUCAAUCCUUCAACCAAUAGAGACACCUAUUGAAACUUUUGAAAAUCAACAAACAUUUAGCACAAUGUCUGAGCAACCCAAACACGAUCAGCCAAAUGUGCUAGAAGACAAUGUAUUCCUUGCACAUGACCAACCUCAAAAGACAAUCGAUGGGUCAACAUUUGGAGGAGGAAAGCCUGAAGCUGAUAGAAACCAGAGCAAUCCUUCUUCAUCCACUGAGGAAUGCAUGGCGUAUUUGAAAAACACAUUGAGUCCAACAGGGAGCGAAGUUCAAAUAACAAUCGUAAACAAAGAAGACGUGGACAUAAUUUACAUAAGGCCUGCUCGAAAAAGUGUCUCGGUUGAAAGUUUGGAGGUUACCAAUGAAGUGCAUCAAAGUGCGAGUGGGAAGGAUUGUCUAGCACAUCUUUCCUCUGCCACGGAAGGUGUCACACACGAAGCAACAGAAGCGUCCUCCACACACACCCAGAAGCAGGGCACUAAAAACUCACUGACGGAAACUGGAACAACCACAACAGAAGGGCCAUUCAUUGUAACCACGGCAUCUACAGAGGAGACUAUGGCUUUUGCUUUAAGGCCAAAAGAGACCCCUCAUGACACUUAUCCCAUUACAGAAACUGUAAUGCAUGACUGGGAAGAAGUUACCACUUGCAAAGAUGAUCAUCGGGUUGUUGACCCUGUAGGAGAAGUCAAAGAGCCUUCAUUAACGACUGCCACAUCAACAUUGGUCACUGCUCCGCUUAAAUUUUACCGCAAGGAAACAUUUUCAGAUGGAGCGACAAAACACAGAGACGGUUCAGAAUUUUGUGCCAAAGUGACAAAUGAGCUGAGAGAGGAAGAAUGUAUCAAAGAGCCACCUUUCAAACAAGAGGAAGCCAUUGAAAAGGCCGAAGAACUCAUCAGUGGAAGCAAUUUUGCCUUAACACAAGAAGAGACCUCAAAACUUCUCAGUGAAACAGAAGAACAAAGUGACUCAGGAAAAGUAACUGAAAAACAUACAUUACAGGAAACACUUUCAAUCGUCACUGAUAAAGAAUGCAACGAUGAUGAUGAAGAAUCGUUUUAUGCAAAUACUGCACCUGCUUCCGUGCAAUAUCAAAUUCAGGAACACGAUAAAUCAACAAUACAGUUACCUCCUGAUCAGUCAACGAGUCAAGGAGAUGCGCAAACAACUUUCAUUGGCAGGAUCAUACAGACAGCUAAAAGUUUGUUAACUGGAAAAUCUGAGUCAGACCAGGAAGACACCUCAAAUCCCCAAUUAACAACAGAAAUACAUGCUGACACAGGCGAUGCAUCUGUUUCCAUUUCAGAAAAUGAGAAAGAAUCAACAUGUGGUAAAGAUACGGCGGAGAGUAAGAUUACCGCCGAUGCUGCUGACACAUUUGCAGAAGAAUAUGGGACAGGUCGAGGAUUGCCAUGGAAUAUCACUCAACACGUGUCUUUUGCCGCUACUGAAACCACUGAUUUAAACAAAUUGCUUGACCAGGCACAAUUUAUCAAUGUAAACGAUGAGUUAGCCUAUAGGAAUGAUAAACAUGACAUUUCGUCAAUAACAGGCCAAGGAGAACUAAAUGAACUCGCAUUGACAGAUGCUCCAUCAGGUGAGAGCAUAACUGAUGAAACAACUGAAGUCCGAGUCGGAGAUGAAACUAUACAAGACCAUGCAGAUGUGAUGAAAAGACGGUUAAUUAGUUGCACCGGGGAUGAAACACAGAUUUCAUUUGUCUACAUCGGUGACACAGAAAUUAUGUAUAUAAAACCAGCUCGAAAAGAUUCAGCUGCUUGUCUCGUUGAUGAAGGAUAUGAAGUUGCCAGUGGAAAAGAUCCCGAAGCAUCAACUCAAUAUUUUUAUCAACAUCAGCAGUUUGGAAUGAUGGAACCCCACGUACACAUAGAGUCUAGUGACAAGGGUAGUCCUACAAGUACAGCAGCUGUCUCUGAUUCCUCCUGUGUAGAUACAUGGGUGCAUGCAUUUAAGGAACUUGAAGCAGAAUUGGAGGACUCUAAAAGCAAAGCUGAAGCUGAUGAUUUUACAUUCUGGAGAGAGGAAUCCUUUGUCCAGCCUACCUCAACUGAUGAACUUCCUCUCACUGAACUAAAUAUCACAGCCUUGACAACAGAAUCCGCUGAAAUGAAGAAUGAACCAGAAUUGCAAUCAUCAAUACCACAUACAACCUUCAAUAAAAUUCACCUCUAUUAUCCCAAGAGCAACACGGAACAUACAGAAGAGGAGCGGGAGAUUGAGACCUUGUCUGCAGCCAUUGCCUCCACGGCAUGUGAAGAAGGAAUUAUUACAAGUGAAGAAUUGCUGAAACGUUCAAAAGCUUCCAUUAAACCAGACAUUAUUCUUGUCCAUACUGCCAAAUCAGGAAUUGGUCAUCAAGAAGCCUCCAUACACACAACUGCUUUAGCAGCUAAAGAGGAUACUAAAGAUGAAAGUGAUUUAGUCAAUGCAGAUUUACUACGCAUUGAAACUAAAUUAGCCGCCGAUUCCUCUGAAGGUAACACUGCAUACGCGGCUGAAACGGGAUUCGAUGCACCAAUUGAAGAGGGCCAUAGUUCAGCUUCUACUGCAGACACGAUUGAUUUUCCGCCUGCAAAAUUAAAUGAACUCGAAAUCGAUGGAACUAAUGUUGAAGCGACAACUCGGACUGCUGCAUCGGUGCAAGUCGACACAUUGUUAAAAUCGACUGUCACCGCCGAAAGUCCUCCUGAUCACCAUAACACUUGUAAGGACGCAACCACUGACAGCGAAGAGUGCCCGACAGAUUUUGUGGAUGAACAACUGCAAGAGGUGGAUAUAAAUAAAACGUCUUUUAUUAAUCGAACAAUACAAAAGUUGAAAGACAUUUUCACUGGAAUGCCAGUUAACGAGGAGACGCAGUUGACACGUGAAGAACAUUUGGAAGCCAACACUGGUGAGUUGGAGACAACCAACAGAGUUAAAGAAAGUCCACAUUCUAAGUUUCAAGUUGAAGCUGGCGACACCAGAGAUUUGGAAAAAGAAGUCAAACAAACAGAAGAAUUACAUGCUGGUGCCCAUUCUAGUCCUGAUCAAGACGUUAAUGUGGUCACUGACUACAUUACUGACGAAGGUAUAACUGUUGGUGGAAGCAAGAGAAGUACAACCGAUCAUUUCAUUAUUCAGAGGUCAGAGCGUGUUAAUCCUUUUAAUGACAUGAGUAUAUCUUUAUCUGAUAGAGCGGUGACAAUAACUGUAGCCCCAAGAGAUGCAGCUGCUAAUGUGCUGGAGGAACAAGACAAUGCACCAUCGGACAUAUCUCUAAAAGAUGCCACCACAGGGGAAUCUGCGAAAGCUACGCAUUCAGAAUCUGAUGAAGAAUUCCACGAUUGUUUGACUGUUUUGGAAGAAUUCCCUAUGCCUGUUACAUCAAAGGAUGCGGUUGAGCACCCUAAACGGUCAGAAUCAGUGUUUAGUGAUAAGGUUCCUCCUCAUCACCUUGAAGCAUAUACACAAAUUAAAACCACACCUGAAGAAAAUUUAGUUAAAGGUCCAGAAACAAGUACAAACAUUUUAUCCACGGUUGAUGCAGAAAAUCUUAAAAUAUCAGAAGCACCACAGUUCACACCAGAACUCAGAGAUGAAGAUUUUUCUCAUGACAUUAAUACUUCUGAGGCAGUUCACCAAUCGGACACUAGCAUCAUAUUAUCUGAUGCUGAACAAGUUAUAAAAAGACCAUCUGUAGAGAUCCAUGCAUCUGGCUUAGAUAGGACAUUUUUCAUAGAAAGUAAUGUCUCCAAGGGGAAAUUCAGUAUUUCAGAGAAAAUCGUGAAUGAGUCAGAAGCAGGAUUGUCAGACAGCAGUGACAGGGCCAAUCAAAUCGCACGUGACUUGGAUAAGAGCUGCACCACUACAGAGCAGAUGAUAUCCACAGAGACAAAAGCGAACACAUAUGACACAACUGCUCCUCGAGGCGAAACUCCCAAAACAACACGCAAGCAGUCUUUUAUACAAAGUCUCCAGGGUCUGCUUCCAUUUGGUGACAAGACAGCAGAGAAAUUAGACAAUGCGACGAGCACAGACGGCGGUGAACCUGGGCAAGUCGCGUGCGAGGCGGCUGAAAAUUGCACGGAAGAAACAAGUCACCCGGCGUUAACGGACAACGCACAGCAUCCCACAAACGAGCCGCCACUGCAUCCAUCACACGCCGAGGCUGUCAAACUGCCAAAGGCAACAGCAGCUGACACUGAUAAAGUAACAUCUGAAGAUGUUGCGCCCAAGAGCUACGUGACUGCAGAUGAGCAGGGCAGUGAAACACACAAGGCAAGUCAGACGUACAGUAGGCAUUUAACAGCCUCAAUCAUUUGCGAAUGCAUGAUACAGCCGGAAAUUACUACAACAUCUAAGCAUGACAUGCAAACACAAAAAGCCACAGAAAUCACACAAAGCUGCUCGGUGACCAAACAAGGCAGAGCGACAGCAACGGACGAAUACGGACAGGCGACAAUUUCACCUUCCUCUCAGCUGCUUUCAAUUAAAGAAGUUGGUCACCAAGUCAAAGACCACUUAUUCAGGCUAAUGAACCAGUCGCCUGGCAAGCACCAAGUUGAUUUCGCCAGCAGCGAAAUAGAGAACGUGGUGGACAGCUGCGCCCUGGCACUGAAAGUACUGGCUCCCGAUGCCCAACAGGAGCGGCACGUGAGUUCAAUCACCCAGACGCUCAUAAGACACUCCUCGCUCGGGACACUCACGGCCACAGCGGAGGCGGUGUCGCUCCUGAAGAAGCACCCAACGGACCCGGCGGUGGGAGCGGCGGUCUCCGUGUUGGCCGUCUGCACCGCCGUCGGAGAGGCUCUCAAUUUAUUCUCGAUCAAGACCACGGGUGAAGCGUUGGCUCAGUGCUCGUGUUCAUCGCUUCCCGCCGAGGCGAUGAGUGAGGAGCUCAGGGUGGUGGUGCACGGACUCCUGCACGACGACGGGAGUGGCCGUCGGCCACCGGGCACCGUGGCCACGUUGCGAAGAGCCGCUCUGGGGGUUGCCGUGACUCUCAGCGCAUAUGCCGUGCAUCUGCAGGCCCCCAGCGACGAGCAGACGGGCUCUAUCGCUGUGUUCAUACGGCAGCUGUGGAACGCCGAGCAGCGAGGGCGCGCGGGCCGAACGUGUGCGUCGACGUCCCCCGAAGUAUCACCACAGCCACUGGCGCCAUCAACCCAACCACGAGAAACAUCAACCACCCAGCUACCAGCGAUAUCAACCCAAACAGCAGCAGCAUUGCCAGCGCUGUCCGUCGAGACGUGCACUCUCUUGGAACGCCUCCUUUCGAGCAGAGGCCCCUUGGCCUCGAUUUUGGGCUCGGUGGCCGCCGCCGUGCUGAUGGCGACGCGCCUCGCCGAAGAGGGCGACCCCACGCUGGUGGACGAGAUGGUGCGGCACAUGGCGUGUGGCUGCUGCCACCAUGCGUUCGACACCGUGGCACGCCUCGUGCCGUGAAUGGCACUGGAACGAGAUUACCGCUCGCAGUGCACCAAAGUGGACACACGCUCCAGGCUCCGGCGGAUGUCUCACGUCUUGGCUUGCCGCCUGUCACGGUUUUCCCCCCCAGCUCUUUCCCUUUUUCUGAGGUUAGUUGUCCUCGGAAAUCUGUCGGUCCUCCCAGGACAAUGAAAGUCCCCAUUUCUGUCAAUUGCGUGAAAUAAUACACCUCUCAAGAGAAUGCACGUACCUAUGGUUAUCCCCUCUUCGGGAAUUGUGAGAUAUUUUCCCCCCAAAUGUCUUCAUAUCUUCUACAGCACAGGUGGCAACCAUAUACCGCACGUAAAAUGUCUUGGGUGAAAAUUUUGAUGGGACUUAUUUUUUUCUGCAACACCAAAAACUGAAAUUCACAUGAAGAAGGUCAUUGUGGCUGCUUCGGAAUGCCUGGCGAAUGUGACAGGCAAAGCAUUAACACAUUUUAAUAGUUGGCCGUUGCACCAUCUUGCUUGCAGUCAACGUUCAGUCGGUGACACUGGAAAUGAACUUAUGGCCAUUCGGUGCAAAAUGUUGGUGUGGUUUAUUUUUUACAGAACUACAAAAUUAUAACACAAUAAUAUUUUUUUUAUUUUAAUGUCAUUUGCGGAAUUAACGAAAUAGUAGAGAAUGAAAACACAUUUGUUUUUUUUGUUAAAGUUCUGCAAUUGCCUGCAUUGCAGUCAUUUCAUAGGAUGCAGUCAUUGUAAUGAAAAGUCAACCGAAAUUUUGCAUGAAGGGAAACGAUUGGUCUGUUUAUGACAUUUAAUGGAAUCUUAAUUGUGCAUGAAGGGGGGGGAAGUUGAUUGGUAUGGUUUUAACAAGGUUUACUAAUUAAGUCACUUAGAAUAACACUCAAUAGUUUAAGAUAUAAAAAAAUGUCUUCAAGAUAUACUUUAUAAACCAUAGAGAAAUUCCACAAGUGUGUCAGUUACAAUAACAAAAAGGACAGUAAUUUUAUGAAGUUAAGAAUGAUAAUCAUGUCAGAAUUGAGCUGGCACCACUGAGAAGCCUGGUUCGAAUCCAGGCAGCUGCCUGCGAUUAAGCCGGGUUCUCAAGUGUGGCACUUUUAUGGUCUCGGCCUGGUCAGGAAUGACUGCACACAAAUAAACAAUACAAUAAAAUUUAGCUCUGCACUUAAUGUAGCUAAAAUCCAACUCUCAGAAUUAAAUACACCGGCUUUACUGUCGUGCGAUGAAGGUUAUUCAUCAUUAUGCAGAGCAGGUAGGAAAUAGCUGCCCUCUACUUUAUAGAUCAACGGUCACUGGAGGGGAUCUCAGAGGUAGCUCUGUAAUAUCCACUUCCAUGGACCGUUAUCUAACCUGAAAGGAUUGCACUGCUCUGCCAGAGUUGCUAAUGGAUUCUUUGUCUUACGAUGCGACACCGAUAACACAAUCAGGAUCAAAUUGGGUGACUUUUUUAAAGAAAGAUGAUUAUGUAGUUGCAGGAAACAUAACAUCCACAAAUAUGUUGACAAGAUAACAAUUGGUCUAUUUGUUUCUGCCGUAACUGACACAUUCGUGGAUUAUCUCAUACCUCGUGGUCAAUUCUAGUUUCUUAUUUUCAGUGGGAUCAGCAAAAGUUCAGCAGGCCGAGUGACCCUGGAGCAAAACGGUAGAACUCAACGGGCUUUAUUUGGGAACUAAUCUUAUGAACUUGAUGAAAAUAGCAACAACUACCACAUUUUUUAAAAAUUACAACCAAAGUUUUACCAAUACAUCAUUUUUGGAUUAAAUAAUUUGUUUAACUAAAUAUAUAAUGAAUCCUGUAUUGACGAAAUAGACGUGAGAAGGUGAUUGGCAGGGGCAACGGUUGCAUGAAUGUGUCAAGUCAGGAAUUCGUGCCCCUAUGAGUGGUGGCCAUUGCUAACUGGUUACCUCUGUUUGGGAGCACUCAGCCGAGCUGUAAACAUUCAACUUUACCGUGACAACAUCAAGGCUCAAUAAGGAACAAAACAACCUCUGCUCACUUUCAUUGCCAGAUGAUGCAGCCUCAAUGUAUAGUGAUCACCUUACAGACUGUAGACUCGGGAUUUUUUUUACAUUCAAUUUACAAUGGAACAUUAGAUUAUGAUCCUGACCAGGAUUUGAAAUCUCGACCCAAUAAUUGGCAUUCAAGGUGAAAUGCAGACACUGUAGCACGUGGGGCCCUGAUUCUCAGAUUGUCAAAAGCUCAAUUUGGAGGUGGCCAUUUGAUUCCGUGGCCGAUAUUGCUGAGAUCCUGACAUUCAAAACCGGGCAGUUUAUUCCAAAUUGAAUCCGAAUAAACUGUGUUCUCAAAUUCAGCGAGAUGAUGCCAUCUCCUCGGUCGCUUACAUGAAACUUGGUUUUUCAGUUAAUUUGGCAAAAUGUUAGCAGUGACAAUUAAAAAAAACCAUUUCGGUUUCACUGCCAUGUGACGAAGGUCUCUACAGCAGGGUGCAUGUGGAUGUGCAGCACGCCUCGUGUGGAUAAGAGGUCACUUGAAGGGAUGUCGGAAGAAGUUCUGUGAUAUCUCCUUCGACGGGCCGUUUUCUAACACGGGGUGGUGAUAUGUUGCUCUGCGGCAGAGCUCCGAAUGGACAUUUCUUCAUCUCGUGGCAUGGCACUGUAGCACAUUUGGAAUUAAAUAAAAUAGAAGGCAUCAAUUGCCUCUUGAUGUUCAAGAUGUUAAUGCCUAUGACCAAAUCAACCAGAAUGCGCCCAAUUUCGUCAGAUCUCGGAAGCUCAGCAGGAUGGAGCCUGCAUCGUGCUUGGAUGGCCGACCACCACCUUGCACAACAGAUGUUAUAGGCAGCUGCGAGGGCUACGUUGUCAGCAUGGGGAAGUGCAGCAAAACCCAUUGUUGUACUGUACUAUGCUCCAACGUCUAUGCUCCCAACUUUUACUGACCAGCUUGGUGAAUUAUGGUCAAACAACCCUGAAGAGCAGUCUAGCCUGGAGAGGCGCUUGUGCAUCAUCAAUAUCACACCUCCCGAGACACUUAGAAUAAGGGCCCCAUGUUGAGCUUCUGCAAGCACCCCAGCUCACGUCCAGUGACUUUACCGAAAGAACCAAAAGUAUGAGUACUGAACAAGAGUUUUCAACGUCGAUUGCGAGGCUGUAUAUUUAAGGUAUCAUUGAGCAGAGCAGCAGGCAAGUGCUAUUUGUGGCGGUGGGCGUUUGCGGAGUGUAUGGUGCGCUUUAUUGUUGUGUAAAACCAAAAUUGAUCAAGUACAGUUUUCUGAAACACACUCCCAAGCACUUUCAUCCACCUCAUAAUUUCACCGUAUUAAUCUCGGUCCACCAUCAAUUAACAUCUCGGUGAUGAGAUGUUAAAUCCCUCGCCUGGUAUACAGGAGAUCGUGGGUUCGAUCCCGACCCUGACGCCUGCUGUAUAUUUGGAGUUUGCGUGUUCUUCCCUUGGUAGCGUGCAUUUUUCUUCGGCUACUCUGGUUUUCCCCUGCACAUUUAAAAUCGACAUGCGUUUACAGUAUUUGGCUGAUAUACUUUUCCACGUGAUAAGCAACUUCAUUGAGCUAUGCUUUGUGGCCAGGUCGCUACUGAAAAAGAGCUGUUAUAGCUCAGUGGACCUUACCUGUGUACAAUAAAACUUUUUGACAAAAUUUGUCUGUCCUAGGCGCCAAGAUUCUGCUGUUUUUUUUAAUCUCCAGUGGUACCCCUCCCACAUAUAUCUCCAGAUUUGUACAACAAAUUCGCAA
This is a messenger RNA of Petromyzon marinus (sea lamprey), 30773 nucleotides long. The record is from RefSeq and is a predicted model, not a curated record. Lineage: Eukaryota; Metazoa; Chordata; Hyperoartia; Petromyzontiformes; Petromyzontidae.